Messenger RNA from Penaeus chinensis, 553 nucleotides. Its product is annotated as shematrin-like protein 1. Lineage: Eukaryota; Metazoa; Arthropoda; Malacostraca; Decapoda; Penaeidae. The record is from RefSeq and is a predicted model, not a curated record. The transcript has 2 exons. Bases 17 to 448 code for a protein of 143 amino acids.
AUCAAAAGCAGCAAAUAUGAGGUUCUUGGCGGUAGUGCUCCUAGCGGCCCUUGCUUGCGCUUCUUCAGUCGAGAAACGAGAGGCGGACGCCGACCCUAGUCUCUCUCUCUACGGACGUGGUUAUGGCUACCCUAGCUAUUACCGAGGCUACGGCUACCCAUACAGCUAUGGCCUCCGCCACAAGAGGUCCGCUGAUCCUGAACCCGAAGCCGAUGCCGACCCUUCCUACUUGUACAAUCACUACCGCCCCUACUCUGUAGGCCAUAGCUACGUUCGACCUUACACCUACGGCCACUCCCACGCCCUCUACAGGAGAUCGGCCGAACCAGAAGCUGAAGCCUCCUUUGUUUACCCACACACUUACUCCUACACCCACACCGCUCCUGUCGUCACCUAUGGUUAUCCCUACAGCUACGGUUAUGGCUACCCAAGGGGCUAUGGAUAUUAACAUUGAAAACACUUCGUGACAUUAUCAUUAUCAGUAUAGAUCAAGACCUCGUUCUUGCAUCAAUUUUUGCCAGGAACAUUUUUCCCAAAUAAAGAAUCUAUAAAC